AUGUGUUUCAAGUACAAGUGCGACGGCUGCAAGCGCGGAAAGUACGACUACUGCAGAGAAUACCGGGAAAACUACGAAGGAGGACGCCGCUGGUGCAACGUCGAGGAGGAGCAGCCUUGGGGUCACAAGCUCAAGCGCUGCCACACCUGUAUCACAGUCGUCGGCGCCAUCAAGGAGCUGAACGCGCUGGUUUUCCGCGAGCCAUGGCUCAUUACCGAGGGCGUGGCAGGGGCGCCACAGAAAGAGGCCUGGGAGUUGGAGGGAGAGGAUGGGGCGGGUGUUGAGGAGGAGGACGCGGGUUCCGACCCUCUUGACGGGCUGACAGCAGAGGAGAGAGCGAAGCGUCGUGAUGCCGCCAUGGAGGCUCUCAUGCGUCGCUGGGGCUUGAUGGCGGCGGAGCAAGCCGUGGAGACAGAGGCCAAGUAG
Messenger RNA from Cladophialophora carrionii CBS 160.54, 426 nucleotides. RefSeq lists its product as uncharacterized. The transcript has a single exon. The coding region runs from base 1 to 426 and encodes 141 amino acids. NCBI's taxonomy places the organism in Eukaryota, Fungi, Ascomycota, Eurotiomycetes, Chaetothyriales, Herpotrichiellaceae. The record is from RefSeq and is a predicted model, not a curated record.